This is a messenger RNA of Gigantopelta aegis, 2427 nucleotides long. RefSeq lists its product as uncharacterized. The coding region runs from base 307 to 1260 and encodes 317 amino acids. The transcript has 9 exons. The record is from RefSeq and is a predicted model, not a curated record. Lineage: Eukaryota; Metazoa; Mollusca; Gastropoda; Neomphalida; Peltospiridae.
GUGAACAGGCCAGGUUCUUUGUCUAUAUAAUUGAGCUGAUUUAGGUGACACUAAUAUUGUUCUAAAUUCGUACAUGUAAAAGGACUGCCACUUUUAUAACAGGCACCAAUACAUCAGCAAGAAACCUUUUAUGUAAACGGAAAGACGGCCUAAGUAAGGGCAGAAUUGUAAAUCUAUACGUGCAAGAAAAUUGAAAUAGCAUUUCAAACAAGGAACUAAAGGCCUAACUUCACAUCAGAUCAUUUGGAACUGAUUUGGUUUAGCAACCCAGUGUUGACUUCAAAAAUAGCUGAAUACUAGAACAAGAUGGACUCUAAUUCACAACCGGAAUCAUCUGAAAACCAAGCUGUACAAGAAAGUGAGGAUCAUCAACAUGUUACUCAGUCCCAAGAAAUGGUUGUGGGAGAAACCAGUGAAAGAGAGGAUUGGUGUCUUGGUGAAGGAUCUGACGAUAACAAGGCUGUACCACAGGAGCCAGAAGAAAAAACAGUUUACAGUGAUGUAGACAUUUGUAAACAACAACAGACAUCAGAUGCCAGACCGAUGCAUGUAGGAGAAGGAGGAGGUUCCAUAAACAUAGUGGGUGGGUCUGGUAUAGUUGCUGCAGUUGGCAACAUAGUUGAUUCUACCAUCAAUAUCAAACAACGAUUAUCAGGUACCCCAGGUGAUGUUACCAAUAUCAUUGAAAAUAAGACCGAGUUUGCAGGAGGACAAAAAAUAACUCAUUAUGGAGACCGGGUACAGAAUGUUUCGCAGUCAUCAAACUUUGUUGCUGGAGGUUUCACAAGUACAGGUCAAACCAUAGAACAUGCAGGACAAGGAUCUGCAAAAGGGGGCAAGGUGAGAAAUGAAAUCAAGGAAACUACGACUUUCCAAGGAGAUCAGAUUACAGAGCACCAUGGUGAUGUGGUUCAAAACAUCUCCGAUUCCAAAGAUUUCUUGGUCUGUGAGGAGAUAGAAGCACAAAGGAUUAUUGUUGGGGCAGCAUCAGUAGCAUGUGAUAGCGGAGACUCGACUGAUAGACAACAAGCCACGUCUCCAGAGAGAAGAUCAGUUGUGAGUGGCUUGUCCAAUGUUGCACUGAUUGACCUAUUGAGAGAGAAGAGUUUUCAGGAAAAAACCAUAUUGAAAAUACAGGAACGAAAUGUAAAUGGCGAUGCCCUUGAAUUUAUAGUGAAAGAUGAGGAGGCUCUGAAUGACAUUGCUUGUGAUCAUGUUGAUAAAUGUAAGCUGAAGGCACUAAUGAAGGAGAAAGCGUAAUAAUCUUUUAUGAGGAUAAAAAGUUUAGAUUUUUUUUCCUUUGUUUAAUGAUGCCACUGGAGCACUUUGAUUAAUUAAUCACAAGCUGUUGGAUAUCAAAUCAGUCUUCUGAGGAAACCUGCUACAUUUUUCCAUCAGCAGCAAGGCAUCUUUUAAGUACAUUCUCACAGACAGGACAGUACAUACUAUGGCCUUUAAAAACCAAUAUUUGGGUACUGGUUAGGGCAUUUAGUUCAGCAGUGAUAGAAAUAAACAGAAUCUUUUACUAGUCCACCGGACAAAUAAAUGCCUAACUACUGGUAUAUCAACUGCUGUGGUGUGUGCUCACCAGUUUGUGGGAGAGUACAUGUAAAAGAUACCUUGCUGCUAAUGGUAAAAUGUAGGUUUUCUCUGUCAGAAUUACCAAUGUGCUCUUGUGAUGUCAUUAACCUUCUGACUACUAGAUUAAUUUUUGACAAAAACCAUGUUGAGUGGGUCCAAGUUUAUAACGAUCAAAUUUAUUGAUUCCUCAAAUGACCGCGAAGUUCCACGAUAAAAUACUCGCUGAAAACUUGCUGAAAUGUUUUUCAACUCAAAAUUCCCAGGUAUUUUCCACUGAAAAAUUAAAAACUAGAUCCAACAUAGUCUUGAUUAAUGUAUUCCCAGUUCUGUUAUUAUUUCCAGUGCCAUAUGUGCAAAACAGUGGGAAAUAUGAAUUGGGGGAUGCACUAUAUACAGUGUACAAUAUGUCGACGAGAUAUCUCGCCUGCAGUAUUCAGAAGGUUAAACAAAGCAAACUUUAACUAUGUUUGUGAUGGAGGUGGGGGGUAGGAGGGCAACCCAAUAGGCCUGACAAGCUUGUUCAGUGCACUGCAUGAAAGCACUGUAAUGAAUGACCUAGAUCUUACCCCUUAAACACUGCUGAAAGUAAUUAGUACACGUAUCCAACAAUAUAAAAUGUUUAGUGAAUAACCAACGAGCUACGAGGAAUUACAAAACAAUAAUUAUCUGCGACGGUGUCCCAAAUGAAUGAAUGUUGUACGGUAUUGGUUUUACAACAUUCAUUCACUAAGGACAGAUAAUUUGUAACUUCUCAUAGCAAGUUGGUUAUUCUCUUUAUUACCCAAUAAUUAAAUUUCUGUUACAUUCAUUACAACGUAACGUCAUCCGAUUGGUCUAGACGUAGCA